AUGCUUCAAAUGUCACAACUACCAAGCCGGGCAGGCUACAGCCCCCUCGUGCCCUCACCCCUAAACCCAGACGUCCACGCCGUCGCACCGCAACGCUGCCACCAAAAACUGCGCGAAAAGAGACGCCAACAGGGCCGCGGCGACGUGAGCCCGACCCAGAGACUCCUCCGCCACAAGGCCGCCAUGGCCUGGAAGUCGGAAGCCCUGACGCGGGAGAGCACAAUGUACACGAGGGACGAGAUCCUCGACAUCCUCGCAGAGUGCGAUCGCCAAGACGAGGUCGCGGCGAGGGGGCUCAUCGUCAUGGCUACCUCGAACCAGCCGCCGUGGCCGCCGUCUCAGAAGCAGCAGCAGCAGCAGCAGCAGCAGAAGAAGCAGCCAAAGGUCCACAUUCGGGCGGCGCACUGGAAGGAGCACGAGGGCGAGGAGUACGAUUUCUUCUGCGAGACUGACGACGACGCGGACGAGAGCGCACGGCAGUGGGGGUCGCUCGUGCCCAGGCUACGAAGUCCCUUUUCCAAAGAUACCGCUCGCCGGGUUGCGUUGGCAUUCGGGUUGAUGUGUAUUUGUGGAUGUCUACCGGCCCUUCGAGCCCACGGCUUCCACAUGUAUUCGGCUACCGAGGCUACGUAA
This is a messenger RNA of Colletotrichum scovillei, 633 nucleotides long. RefSeq lists its product as uncharacterized. The coding region runs from base 1 to 633 and encodes 210 amino acids. Lineage: Eukaryota; Fungi; Ascomycota; Sordariomycetes; Glomerellales; Glomerellaceae. The transcript has a single exon. The record is from RefSeq and is a predicted model, not a curated record.